AUGACUCAGCAUAUUCAGGAAAUGUGUGGUUUUCUUAUGAAAAAGGAUAAUCCAACAAUACUAUAUGAAGACAAUGCUGCUUGUAUUGCUCAAUUGAAAGGAGGAUACAUCAAAGGAGACAGAACAAAGCAUAUCUCACCAAAGUUCUUUUUCACGCAUGAUCUUCAACAAAAUGGUGAAAUUAAUGUUCAACAGAUUCGUUCAUGUGAAAAUUUGGUUGAUCUGUUCACUAAGGCUUUACCAACCUCAACAUUUGAGAAGUUGAGACAGAAGAUUGGAAUGCGACGUCUUCGAGAAAUAUAG
Molecule: messenger RNA, 303 nt
Organism: Nicotiana attenuata
Lineage: Eukaryota; Viridiplantae; Streptophyta; Magnoliopsida; Solanales; Solanaceae
Exons: 1
Coding region: 1-303 (100 amino acids)
Source: RefSeq, a predicted model, not a curated record